Molecule: messenger RNA, 1332 nt
Organism: Morus notabilis
Lineage: Eukaryota; Viridiplantae; Streptophyta; Magnoliopsida; Rosales; Moraceae
Product: 5'-adenylylsulfate reductase-like 5
Exons: 4
Coding region: 143-1039 (298 amino acids)
Source: RefSeq, a predicted model, not a curated record
UUUGGGUUUGUUUGUGAUUAUAUAUACUUUUCUUUUUGGUCCAUUUUUCUUUGUAUAAUCUUUCUCUUUCCCGUUUUGCCCCUCGUGAUCCUGCGUAUUCUCUCUCCGUACCGUUCAUUCUUCUUGUUCUUCGUCGCCGUCCAUGGCUGUCUUCGUUCUGUUACUCUGUAUUGUGAUCUUGUCUUCUUCUUCGCUACAAUCGGUUUCGUCUUUGGCUCUUUGUGGUUUCGAAGACCCGAAUUCUUGGUUGCUCAACGAAAUCCAAUCCCGAUGCCCGCUGUCGGUCUCCCCCAAUUCGCCUCUUCAGGUGACUGGAAGCUUCCUUGAUAGAACUCUGGCAUCUAAACAGAGAACUGGAUAUACCUCCAUCCUCUUUUAUGCUUCUUGGUGUGAAUUCUCGCGCAGUACAUAUCCAAAAUUUGAAGCCCUCAGCUCCAUGUUCCCUCAAAUAGAACAUUUGGCAGUUGAGGAAUCUUCUGCUAUGCCAAGCGUGUUUUCAAGAUACCGAAUCCAUAGCUUGCCUUCGAUAGUAAUGGUGAACCAGACAUCAAGGGUGCGAUAUUAUGGCCCGAAAGAUCUUCGCUCCCUCAUGCAAUUUUAUGAGAAAACCACAGGACUUGAACCAGUUCAAUAUCUUGAUGUGGAUCAGCCAAACGGCUCAGAAAGUGGUGGAGAAUCCGCAAUCCAGUUGAUGAAUGGUUCGGCACUGAGAGCGGAAUGGAAGAGGGAACCCUACUUUGUUUUCUCUAUAUUGUUCCUCUGUUUGAGGAUACUUGUAGCCGUAUUCCCAAGGGUUCUAUCUCGGCUCAAAGCCUUCUGGGUCUCCUGUGUUCCUCAUCUGAACUUGGGGAUAUUCGGAGAGACGAGCCAGAUAAUGGGGCGCAUCAGCCACAUGAUUGAUGUUAGAGGUAUUUGGAUGAAGCUGAGACAAUGCAAGACAAGGAAUUUGCAUGAAGGUGCGAGGAAUGCUCGGGUUUGGGCGUCUUCUCUGGCUUCGGUCUCUUUGGGUGAGUCUUCAUCAGUGAGAUCAUCACAUUAGGAGGGCGGAACUGUAGUGUUGUACAAGGCAGUUGAGGGUGGUAGGAAGGAGCUUUAUUGAUCAGAGUGUGUACUAUAAGAACUUAUGCGGGUGCUGUUGCGCCGGAUAGUCUCCCUCUCUCUCUCUCCCUUUCUCAAAAUUUUUAUUUGUAAUGAUGAUAGCUUAAGCUGUUGUCCUUGUUUGAGUUGGUUUUUUGAGAUACAAAGCAAACAAGCAUGUAAAUCUGCAAGGUCUCUUUUUGUGUAAAUUAUUUUGGCUUUCUGGAGGAACAUCUCUAAGAAUAUUAACUCCUC